This is a messenger RNA of Priapulus caudatus, 816 nucleotides long. RefSeq lists its product as uncharacterized. The coding region runs from base 52 to 744 and encodes 230 amino acids. Gene Ontology annotation, molecular function: Hsp70 protein binding. The transcript has 4 exons. NCBI's taxonomy places the organism in Eukaryota, Metazoa, Priapulida, Priapulimorpha, Priapulimorphida, Priapulidae. The record is from RefSeq and is a predicted model, not a curated record.
UGUGACGUCAUCUCUAAUUAGCAUCAGCGUCACGUCGACGUAAUUAGAAAAAUGACGAAGGACACGUUAGGAUUUUCCGCCUCGGACAGGGAACCGGGUUCACUCAGUCCGGUUCCGCCGCAGCGGAAACACAAAGGAAUCAGGAUCGAGAAAUCCUGCGUCAGCGCUGCGUCAUGCCGCAGCGGACUCGGCGUGCAGGUUGCGUCAGGCAGCGGCGGCAGCGUCGACAAUGACGUCUUCUACGACGCAGACGACUCUGACGUCGGCGGCAGCGGCGGACAAGCGGCAGAAACGUCGGCGUCGUCGUCAGAUGAUUCUCUGUCGGAUGAGAUCGUGUUGGUGUGCGGACAUCCUGCCGACGCCGACGUCGCCGAUAUCGCUGCCGACGACAUCGUGCUGCUGCGCGGACAUCCGGUCGGCAACGGAGCGAAGCGUGUGUCUGCCGACACCGUCGUCGUCGACGAGCGACCGACGACGCGAGGGCUAACGUUUGAUGAGAUCAGUGCACAGACUGUAGAGAUGAGACAACUCUCUUCCACGAACACGGGCUCCGCCCGCGGCCGUAGCCAUAGCAACAGCAGCGCCGGCAGCUUCCGCAGUACGAGCAACGGCGUUCACUCGUUUGGACAGCGACCGCCACGACUCCUCGACUGUCUAAAGGAUAUAUUGAAACGCUAUCCAGAGGGAGGACAAAUCUUAAAGGAAUUGAUACAGAAUGCGGAGGACGCCGAGCGAGAGAGGUAAGUCUUCUCUACGAUAAGAACCGUAUCCCACGGCGCUAAACCGUUCACGAGCCGAUGCCAGGUCCUUUCGCUG